AUGAAGGGGUUGAUUGUCCUCUCUGACUCCUCGGGCGACGGCGGCGACAACCACAGCUCCACCUUCUACAACGACGACCAAGAUCCUACGCAAGCGGCGGACGCCUACAACUGUGCCGGCGACUUGAAGGGCGAAGGCCCAUGGGUCUAUGUGCAUUUGGUUGUCCCAGGCAGCAGCCAAACGGACGGACGCUACGGUGGCGACGGGAGCGUCCACAGUCCUUUCCUUCCUCUUAUCCACUAUGCGCCGGCGACUACGCCCAUUCGGUCGUGCGCUGGCGCCCAAUCCCCGUCGCCGGCGACCACAAGCAACGACCGUUGCACCUCUCCGCGCGCCACCCCGAGGCGCCGCGCCGCCAUCCUCCGCAACCCCGACCUUCUCCUCGACCUCGCCUCUCCGUGCGAACAAACGGCGUCGCCGCCGGCGGCCACGACCACCGUGCUUGAACUGACGGGCGCCGACGGCACGGGGCUCAUCUUCGAGGUGUUCGCCAUGCUGGCCGACAUAUUCUCCGGCGGGGUCUCUCCAUGGCAACGGCGGCGCUGCACCUGUGAGAAAGACAGAGGUAAGGGAAGAUAUAAAGGAGGAGAGGCAGGGAGAAGGAGAGGGCGCGAGGAGGUCCCGUCUCCCGCGUGGGGUGGGGGGGCGAGGUGCACGGCGGCUGCACUGCGUGCGGCCAGAGAGAGAGCCGGGAGGAAUAAGCGAAGGAAGAGGUGGCGGGAUCCUGCGGGGCUGGAUUGGAGCCCCGGUGGUGCUACUGCUGCCGUUGGACGCCGGCCGAAGGGACAAGUCCCUAGAGAAGGACGGGGUUCAAGUUGUUGGGCCGGUGGCAGGGGCAGCAUGAUGUUUUCGUCAGAUCUUCAAUAAGGAUCAUCAAGCCCUCUGUUUUUUAUAUGAAGAAUAGAUAUUGUAAUUGUGCCUCCAUUACGUCUAAAAGUCAGGUAUCGGAAAACUGUCAUUGGCAUAUCUCUGUCAUGAUGGAAGAUUGGUUAGACAGAAAAAGGACCUCUGGUUAUGUAUGACAUGAUGCGAGGCACAUAUCUCUGAAUGAAGCGCAACAAGAAUUGACAUCCUCUAAUGCUAACUGUUGACCAUUCUUCUCUGAAGUAUCAGGUCAGUAUCCCAUGUGCCCCCUAUUCAUCUGUCAUCGCUGCAUAAAAAUUUAAUGCAGUUUUUAAGCCUAUGUUUAAGGAUAGCUAAAUCUCUAUGGACCAACCAUAUUAUCUUUUUGAGAUAAUAAAUCAACCUUCAUCAUGUACUUAUGUUGUAACUUCUCCCAUCUUUUGUGCUAUUAUCUAAAAGAGGUGUGGAUUGGAAUCAGUUUUUUUUGCUGCACCCCCAUUCCGACGAGGUCACGCACACAUACCACCGGGAAUCCCACGAACCCUAUGUUCGAGCGCGAGCGACGGCAAUAGCAUCUGCAAGUACUUGACCAACACGCUACCCGGGUGUGGUAUCCACUAUUGAGGCCAAGCAACCUAGCUCGGUCAUCCUUAAGUGUGCUUGUGUCCACCACCUGAUGAAGAACGGGAGAAGAUUGCUGACUUUGUGCCUAAUGAUGGUUGCCUGAACUUCGUAGAGCAAAUUGACGAGGUGUUGAUUGCUGAGUUUGGUCUUAAGAGGCACGUCGUGGGAGAUAUCCCUUAUGGCAGGUUCAAAGUUGUGAUGGUAUCUGGUGUCUCCCAGCGAGAUUUGUUCCUUCUCUUAACAGUUACUAUUAAGGUGUCAACAAGCAGUCUUCGGAAUCAUCAAUAAGCCAACAGCGAGAAAUAAGUUUAAGAAUUGAGUUCCCUUAACAGGGAAAUAAGGAAGGGAAGAAACAAAUAGGGAACAAUCAGAUGAAGCAUCAAGAAAAAUGGAUUGAACAAUCAGAUGAAGCAUCCAGCUCGAGGAGAAGCAUGGUCUGCAAGGAGACCAAUCAUCUUGAGGUGGUUCUUUCAGCUACUGCAUGUUCCAUUACGGAGAAGGGUACUUAGUCGAUCUUAGGAGCCAGACUCUGCUCUUCUUGCAGGGAGAAUUUCAACAAAUGGUACUAUUACUCUCCCAACAAUUCUUUUAUCACUACAAAAUGUGUAGGAACUUUAUUUUUCCCUGAGAUACUGUAAUUGAGGAACCGAGAGCCGCGACGGAACAUUGUAUUUUGCACUACAUCCUGUAUUUGCUUUGUGGGAAGCUGGCUUGAGGACAAAUAUGUCAGCUCCAUUUUCGCUGUGAGUGAUUCUUCAUAUGACGGUA
Messenger RNA from Triticum aestivum (bread wheat), 2235 nucleotides. RefSeq lists its product as uncharacterized. The record is from RefSeq and is a predicted model, not a curated record. Lineage: Eukaryota; Viridiplantae; Streptophyta; Magnoliopsida; Poales; Poaceae. Bases 1 to 867 code for a protein of 288 amino acids. The transcript is spliced from 6 exons.